Molecule: messenger RNA, 3166 nt
Organism: Blepharisma stoltei
Lineage: Eukaryota; Ciliophora; Heterotrichea; Heterotrichida; Blepharismidae
Source: the annotation of a GenBank genome assembly
AUGAUUUCCAAAAUAUUCGGAAGCAAAACCAAAUAUACUUACGAAAUCUUUCAGUAAUUAUAAUUCCAGAGAGAUGCAUAGAGAGCUUAGUUUCUUCUAUGAGAUUACUCCUAAAAAUGAAGAACAAGCAGUCGAGUUGGUCAGAUCAAUGACAGAAGCCUUGGUAUGAAGUGAACAAAAUUAUCAAAAUUUCUUUGAGUAAUCUCUACCUAGCUUUUUUAUGAAAGCUGACGUCCAAAGUUUAUUCAGAAGAUUUCUGAGUUUCCAAUCUAAACCUCUGUUAAUCCAACUAAUUCAAUCAGCAAACAUGCUGGUUCACAAUCUUGAUUCGGACGAAGAUAAACGUAUUUUCAAAAUAGAAUACUUACUCAAUACCCCUUUCUAUGGCGAGGUUAUAAGUCACCCAUAUGACUCAAACGAUGAAGAAAUUGUAGAAAACUAUAUGUCUCUAUUGAAAAGUCUUGCAACAAAUCUGAAAUCUGAACAACUGAAAUCUUAUGUUUUAGGGCAAAACUUUUCGUUAUAUACUGGUGCUUUUGCGUUUAUAGAUUCAAAAGACCAAAUGAUAAAAACUGCAGCAAGAACAGUGAUUUUAAGUAUAUUUAAAUGUAAAGAUUAAGUAGUGCAAGACGAAAGUAUAAUUCAGUACAUAAGUCAGAGUGGAUUUUUUAUAGCAAUUGUGCUGUCUAUGAGAGAGCAAUGGUAUGCUUUGGAUCAGAAAAUAAUGAGUAUGUCAAAUUCCUCUAAACUUGAACAAAUUAUCAAAGAUCAUGUUGAUAAUUUGUAUUUUAUGAAUGAUAUUUUUGAGCAAGAUAUAAUCGAAAUUAAUCAAGAAUUAGCUGAUUUGUUAUUAAGACAUAUAAUUCUGCCUGUACUUGUAGGCUCUUUAGGGUCGGAAAGGCAUAUGCAGCAUCAUCUAGGGAUCCCUCUUGCUGCUUAUUUAAUUAUACAAAUAUUGAAAACAAUAAGGCACCCACCUUUAAUCAAUACCCUUGCAGCAUGCUUAUUUUUGAAAGAAGUGCGAGAAGAAUUGCUUACACUUACUAUGAAUUCUCCUCCAUUGCAAGCGUUAGCUGGAGGAUCAAGAGACUUAUCGCCGUCAACUGAUGCAAUCAGGCUUGGAUCUCAAAUGCUGGACUAUCUUGACUACUUAGAAGAGCCUGAAAACUUAAGACAUAAUACCAUUAGAGAUGUUAUAUUUUCAUUUUUGAGAUCAAGAGAUGACAAUCUUGUUACUUUAACUGUGCUGAUAAUUCAAGGAGUUAUCUUAAAUGGGUCAGUCAGCUCUACAAUUUUAUGAGGAGCAGGAUUAAUGCCAGUAGAAAACAAGAAGAUAAAAGACCAAUCUGGGCGUCCCCGGGAAGAAAACAAGGAUUUAGGAGAAGAGGCAAAGGAUCUGCAAAAGAUAAAUUACGAAUCUGGAGUGAUCUCAAUGCUUUUAAGACUUAUAAAUUUAGAGCCGUCAUUCAGGAUUUUUACAUGCCAUGCAAUAUGCAAACUGAUGCUCAGCUUGGUUUAUAAAAAAGACUCUAACAUCUGCUUGCUUCCAGAGCAUGAAUUAUCCCUUAAAAAAGCCUUAAAACGAACGAUUGCAGCUUUAAAAAAGUUAGUUAAAGCCAAUUUCCACGAUAGCCUGUUAUUAGAACUAUUUGAAGAAGAAUGAAAUAGAAUAUCAAGCUUAAAAUUCAAUGACAAAAUUAUCUGUCCAAGCCAUUUACUUCUGCCUCUUUUAAAUGAGCUUGAGUCCAAUAUCCCUCUUGAGCAUCGUCGUCCAUCAGGAGACGUAGAAGAAGCUAGAUGCAAUGUGAGUUUAUUUUUCCUGUAUAGAAAAAUGCAUCAUUUAUUAUGUGCAAAAGACGUGAAUACAGAUUUUGAUAUUGACACUUAUCCUUUAAAUUAUAUGAAAACUCCUUGUUUAUGGAAAGAAGGCGAAGUUCAUUCAAUGGGUAAUUAUUAUUUAGAUGGAAGAACUUGCUUUAGGUGCUUUGUGAAAGACGGGAAAAAGGAGAAAAUUCUUUAUUUUACGGAAGAUGAUGACAAAUUUGUACUUGUAGAGCCAGAUAUUGAACUAAUGGGGUAUGCAAAAAUAGUUAUCAUUACUAAUUUGAGGGAUGUUGAAGCAAUGACUGAUAGAUCGGAUCCAAGAAGUCUUGUUCUUUUGGUGAAGCAAAAAACUGAUAAUACUCAGCUGAUUUUAACGUUUGAAGACGCACAAAGAUGCCUGUGGAUUAAAAGGCAAAUAGAGGAACACAGAAAAUCCUCAAAAUCUGAGGAUAUGGGUUAGGAUAGGUUAUUAAAGUUAGGCGUUAGCCAUAUUGGUGACGAAGUCACCAAAGACCUCUCACGUACGGGAGGUUCUACCACUUUUCGACUUCAGCCCAGAGGGUCUUUCCCCGAAGGCAGAUGCCACUUCCAGUACCUUCUGUCUCCUCCUUGACGCUUCAGUCUUGAGUUCUUAUGGAUUUCUGCUGCUACGGGCGAUUGGAGUAGCUUGAUUUCAAUGAUCCUUGAGUUUUUCGGGCGCCGAAGUAUCUUCCUUCGAUAGUUACAAGAAAAUUACUACUCCCCUGUGGCCUGGGCCGAAACUCUCAGUUUCUCGAUCGAGGAAUGCACGUAGAUCCUCGAAUCCAAAUUUGUUGAGCACCUCCAUUUCCGACCACAAAAAGCAGCCAAAAACUACCGGAUACGCAUCUCUUGAGCCUAAAUUCAUUAUCUGCUCGGAGUCCGUCUCAGUUCGCCGUAGCCAUAAGGCCUUGGACUGGACUAUUGCUCCAAGAGAGCAGGUUGGCACGUGUCGCAAUUUUGAUGUACAGCUGAGGAUAUGGGACUUAUAGAAGUAUUGCUGAAUACAAUAGACGAAUGCUUACUUUCAACCUCUUCUGAAGGAGCAAAAUUAUUUUGCCCGAGUCAAAGGGGGUUUUUUAUUUUUUUAUAUAAUUUAAUAUUAAAUUUUCUAUAUAAAUUGAAAAAUUGCAAAUUUAAUUUAAUUUAAUUUUUAAAUUUAUGCUUAUAAGAUGAAUAUAAUUAGAUAAAAAUUUUAUUAACUUGUAUAUAAAAUAUUUGUUAUCAAUUUUUUUUAAACUUCUCAUAGAGGUGGCUUUUACGAAAAAAUAGGGAAUUUUCUAAUGGUUUUGCUCUUUCACAGAGAAGUGAAUUAGUUAAAUAA